This is a messenger RNA of Trametes versicolor FP-101664 SS1, 240 nucleotides long. RefSeq lists its product as uncharacterized. The transcript has a single exon. Lineage: Eukaryota; Fungi; Basidiomycota; Agaricomycetes; Polyporales; Polyporaceae. The annotation marks the transcript as partial. The record is from RefSeq and is a predicted model, not a curated record.
CUCACGAUGAUGCUAGGCAGACUCACCGGCAUCGACGACGCGAACCUCAGCUAUUCGGAGAAGCUAUACGCAAAGAACACUGUCAUCAGAGAUGGGUGGAAGCUGUGCGGAUGGCCGAAGAGGAUUCCGUUUACGGACUUCAACAGCAUCCGGGGAGGGAACGCGGUGCUGUGCACGCUGCUCCGUCGCUGGAGGAAGGGGGUUCUGAGGUUCGAGCGCGCGACUCCCGAAGACAUCGAG